GAAGAAAGUUAGGGAUAGAAGUGACAAUGAUGUUGAAUGUGUGUUAGAGGGGUUUUUUUUUUUUUUUUUUGAAAAGGGGUCCUGACUUCAUUCCUCCCCCCUACUUCGUGCAGAGAUUGAGAAAAUGUCUUCAGAAGAAACAAUAAGUGUAGUAGGGAGUGAGGUGAUGCCCUUGGAGUAUGGUAGCAUGAACUUGGAGAGUAGUCCGUCUCCAUCUAGUUCAGAGAAAACGGUGGAGGGGGUGGUGGGGGUUGGGGGGGAUAGUGUACCCAUCAUUGUGGUCGAAGUAAAAGGUGGGAGAGAGAGGGGUUAUGAUAUAGAUGCAGACAUAGUGGAAGAGGUGAGGCAGUAUAAGUUUGAGCUCGGGACCAGGGAUAGCUUGGGAUAUUUGGUGGAGAGUUAUGAGAUCUCCUCUCGAGUGUUAAUUAGGCCAGCUGGGGUAGUGGAGAGGGCAUGUUCUACUCCUCGAGAUCAUUGGAUGCCCGUUUAUGCCCACUAUUUGGCAACGGGGCUUAGGUUUCCAAUUCCUGAGUUACUAGUAGAUUUGUUAUUAGAUUAUAGUAUAGGGUUGACACAGUUAGUCCCCAAUGCUAUGAUGGGGAUAGUAGGAAGGAUAAGGGGUGAUGAUACGGAGUGGGAGAGGGGGGAUACCGAGGUGGAGGAGUUAUCAUCCUGGAAGGCUAAAAGAGCCAACCAGAAUAAGUUUAGCUUAAAUGAGGAUGAGGAGGAAGAAGUGGGGAAGUUGGUGAGGAAAGGGGAGAAUUUAUUGAACAUCAUGGACCUUACCAGCGUAGAAUGCAUAGAAGUUGCUGAGCUCUAUGGGCCAAGCAAUUUAAGUGAAGUUGAAAUGGACAAAUUUUUGAACACUGCUGGAGGGGUGGCCAUUCCCAAGAAGCCAAGGAAGAAGUCAAAGACUUCAACCAAACAAGUGGAUGAGGGAGGAGUUGGAAAGGAGGUAGUGCCCAGCACUGCAGCUGGAGUGGAGGAGGAGGAGCCAGAGCUGCAGUUGAAGAGAAAAAGUAGGGAGGAGAGAGAGGCACUACAAAAGAAGAAGAAAGUGGCGAAGGCCCCCAGUUCCCUAUUCGAGGCGAAGAACAUGACGAGGGCUAGGAGGUUUAUCAACGCCACUUUCCCCGAAGUGGACAAGCAUCACACACGGGACGAGGCUUUGAGGAACUGUGGGGCUUCAGUAGUGAAGCAUGUUUUGGAGGAAUUCAUGGAGAGUGUGAAGGAGCGCUCCCUCUUGCAAAGGCAAUGUGACCAGCUGCAGAAAGGGAAGGAGGAGCUGGAGAAGAAGAAUAAGGAAUUGCAAGAGGCGCUAAACGAGGUGGUUCUAGCUGUGAAACAACUGGAGCAGGAGAGGGCUUCCCUGAGCACCAAGCUCGUCUUUGAGGAAAGCAAACGAAGGAUCUCUGAAAGCGAGCAUGAGGCUCAGGCGAAGGAAAUAACGCUGAUGAAUGAAGCGUACGUGGAGCUGAAGAAGAAUGUGCAGCUAUUGGUGCACAAUGGGAUGGAGGAGCACAUCAGCAACUUCAUCAGCUCCAGCUCGUUUGACAAUAUUGUCAACCUCUACCGGCUACCAACUGCCAUCAUCGCUUUCACAGACUGUAGAAAGAAGGUGAAGGCUGAAUAUCCCAAGGUGGAUAUUACAAAGAUUACCUUCGGUGAGCAAGAGGAGGGAGUGGAGGAAAAUGGUGAGAGCAUGUCAGUAGAUUUCUGUCCUCAGAUCAAAUUGAGGUGGGAACAUGAAGCAGACGGGCACACUGUUUUCCCUCCAAAUUUCGACUUUGAGUUCGUUGCAGUGGAGGAAGAAGAGGUAGGGGUAGAGGAAGACGAAGUGGAGGCAGGAGUGGAAAGAAUUGAAGUGGAUACGAACCAACCAGCUCCAGAAGUGGAGAUUCAUCCAGUUCCUUCUGAUGAUAAGCAGCCUCCUCUGCCGAACGAGCAGUAGCUAACACAGCCACCUCUUCCAGCUGAGCAUGAGCCAGUUCAGCCACCUCUUCCAGCGGAGGAAUAAUUUCUGUUUUUUAAUUUUUCUUUGAUAUUUUUAUUGUAAAGACAGUAAAACAGUUUGUAAUACUUUUAUUAUUUUGAAUGAAAAUUUUGUUUUGAAAUUACAUGUUGUGUUUGCUUUACGAUUUUGUUAUUUUAUAUUAAUAAAAGAACUGAGAUUAC
Messenger RNA from Rubroshorea leprosula, 2175 nucleotides. NCBI's taxonomy places the organism in Eukaryota, Viridiplantae, Streptophyta, Magnoliopsida, Malvales, Dipterocarpaceae. The record is from the annotation of a GenBank genome assembly.